AUGGAUAAUGGUAAAAAGGCAGUAAUCAAGAACACCUUGGUCCACGGGCGGAGGUUUGGUUUCAACGUUGUGGGGGAGGGAGGGGGACACAUUGGAACCAGGGUGUCUAGGGGGGGGGGAAACCAGGGUGUCUGGGGGAAACCAGGGUGUCUGGGGGAAACCAGGGUGUUGCUGGGGGACCAGGGUGUCCCCCAGAAAACUAGUUUCAAACCGCUGGAAAAGAGAGAUGCAGCCGUCCAGCCGGAAGAGACAGACUACCUCCGCUCUGCAUGCGGCAACUUUCAUGUGCAGCCGGGCGGCCCGUUCUCUGGAGGGGUGGAGGCGGUUCUGUCCAAGCCUCGGUUCCACCUGGACCUCUGGCUCCGCUUCACUGUCCAAAACUGGCUCCUGGAUGUCGGCCGGCCUGUUGUCAUGCUGGUCCUCCCAGCCGACUGGUUUCCCCUGAACCGUCCCGGCGCUGCCGAAUACCUCCACAUCCUGUACAACAUCUGCACACCACUUAUCCAGCUCAAAAUGCUUGAGCGCAGCCCCAGGACGUUUCCUCGGCUCGCCGUCCAACUCGGCGUCAUUGCCGUUGUCAUGGGGACCAGCCUCCACCUGGUCGCCGACUCCAUCACCCGACGGCUGCUGCUGAUUGGUUACCAGCCGCACCUGUCGCUCAGAGAGAAUCCAGUCAUGAAGGACCUGAAACCGUCCGCCCUGAUCGAUGCCUUUGAGCUUCUGUUUUACUUUGACGACACUCUUGGUCAUCUGAUGUGGUAUGUUCCCAUUUUCCUCGUCCUCUUCCUCUUCUUCAGCGGAAGUUUCAGCUACCGGAGACAGGAAGAGAAGAUGCCAGCGGCCGCGUGGAUGCUACUUGUUCCCAAUGCCGCCUACUACUGGUACCUGAUCACAGAGGGACAGACCUUCAUCCUCUUCAUCUUCACCUUCUUCGCCAUGAUCGCCACGGUGAUGCACCAGAGGAGGCGGGGCAUGGUUCCCGACGGCAACGGCCUCUUCAUGCUCUACAGUUUCUCUGCAGCUCUGUUCCUGGUGGCGGUGUGGGUGGCGUGUCUGUGGAGCGACGGCGUCCUGAGGAAGAAGCACCCCGGGCUGAUCUACGUUCCGCAGCCUCGCGCCGUCUACACACUCCACCUCCGCCAGGACACACACACGUAACACAACACUUCCUCCAACAGACACACACUUUCACACUGCCACUGACUCCAUUUGUUGAAAGGACAAAUAUUGGAUUUCCUCUUCUCUGGUUCUGACUUUUCAAAUGUCAUACUGGUAAAAUGAUGAUGACAGAGGGGGACAGAAAUGUCUCAGAUCGCCCGUGGCUAUUCGGCCUGAGUGAAAUAUAUUCCAAUGUUAAUGCAAAGCUUAGCCAAAUUCCAGUAAGAUGUGAAGAGAGUCACCCUUCCUGUACUGCAGGGAAAUAUCACAGAGUUGGAAACUCUAUGUGAUCUUCCCCAUGAAAACACGAUUUAAAGGGAUAGUUUAGCUACAGUAGAUGGCGGCCGGCCAACACAUUCUCACUCCCAUCGCUUAAAAU
Messenger RNA from Perca fluviatilis (European perch), 1537 nucleotides. It is a transcript of the gene cln6b, whose product is annotated as CLN6 transmembrane ER protein b. The record is from RefSeq and is a predicted model, not a curated record. Lineage: Eukaryota; Metazoa; Chordata; Actinopteri; Perciformes; Percidae. Bases 1 to 1158 code for a protein of 385 amino acids. The transcript is spliced from 10 exons.